UGCGCUCCAUCGCUGCGCUGUCACUCUGACAGUGACCUCUGUCAGACGAGUGAUGCUGCCUCUGUGGAUUAAAAUGCACAGGAGCGCAGCCUGUCUGUGGGACUGGACCUUCAAAAAGUCACAUAGACCAGAGAUGGGUCUGAUACCGUCCCUCAUUCUGAAUGCUCUAAUGCGGACACGCGUGAUCCAAGCGCACCCCUGUCCCCGGUUCUAAUCAAAUAAUUCCAAAGAAACUUCCACGGAAUAUUUUCUAUAUUUUAUUAUAUCACCGUUUCCAUCCCUGCUCCUACAUAAAGCUCCACCUCCUUCUCAGGGCGGAGCGGGUAUCUGUCACAUUUUUUCUGUUUUAGAAAAAAAGAAGACACGUGGUUGUUACAAACCUCUCUCAGGACACAGCAGGGAGGCGGAGGUGGAGAGAAGCGGGCGCAGUCGGGAUGGAAGAGGACGAGAUGAGCAGGGAGUCCGCUCUCCAACCGUGGAAAUUCUAAUGCUGAUGCGCAUCCUGGACAUUUUUUUGGAAGUUUUUGAACUGAAAAGACUGCACAUUCCUGUCGCUGUCUCUUUUUCUCCCCGAGGAAACGACCUUAAUACAAGAUGUGGAAUACUGCAGGUGAGGAGAGAAGCGCAGCACCGUUCGGCGUAGAGUUCGGGUGAGAAAUUUGCGCAUUGAAGUCCUAAAGGGAUAAUUACGCACGAUAUUUCGAUUUGUCUUAAGUCAUAUUUUGACUAAAGGAAAAGAAAGAAAAGAACUCUCAAAAUGGAUUUUGUGAACAGCUCGUUCCUGGAGGACAGCCUUGAGGCUGAAAACAUCUCCUCCAACGCCACUUCUCACAGCCAGUACACCCAGCUCGCUAUCUGGGGUCUGGCUGGGCUGGUCGGCUUCCUGAUUUUAUUCACAGUAGUCGGGAACGUCUUGGUUGUCAUCGCCGUUUUAACAAGCAGAGCACUGAAACCCCCCCAGAACUUGUUCCUGGUCUCUCUGGCCAGUGCAGACAUACUGGUGGCCACCCUGGUCAUGCCCUUUUCUCUGGCAAACGAACUCAUGGGCUACUGGUUCUUUGGAAAAAUCUGGUGUGACAUCUACCUGGCUCUGGACGUCCUGUUCUGCACCUCUUCUAUUGUCCAUCUGUGUGCCAUCAGUCUGGACAGGUACUGGUCGGUGACCCAGGCUGUAGAGUACAACCUGAAAAGAACUCCCAAAAGAGUCAAAGGCAUGAUUGUGGUGGUGUGGCUGAUCUCCGCCGUCAUUUCCUUCCCACCCCUGAUAUCCCUGGACAGGAGCAACAACGAGAACAGUCCUCAGUGUAUCCUGAACGACGACACCUGGUACAUCCUCUACUCCAGCAUCGGAUCGUUCUUCGCACCUUGUGUCAUUAUGAUUCUUGUAUAUAUUCGUAUCUACCAGGUGGCAAAGACCAGGACCAGGACAAUGUCAGAGAAAAAGAGGGAUGUGGACUCUCCACUGGAGAACGGCAUGGACAAAGCAGAACCAGGGGGGUCGUUACCAUCAAACAGAGGUGGGAGCGCCAAAGUUCAGGAGCGUGAGAAUGGGCACUGUCAGGAUCAGACAGCUCAGUCCCCUCUCCCCAAUCAGCCCCAACAUGGACUGCCAGACCACGAUGAUGACUUUGACGACAGCAGCUCAUCAGAUGAAAAACCGAAAAAAUGUUCCCGGUCCUCCAAACAUCACGAGGACAGAAAGUCCAGUCGGAAGUCUAGUAGGAAGAGCAGCUCCGCCUCCAAAUAUUCCAGCAGGAAAUCUCGUGCAAGUUCCAAGUCCAUCGACUUGUUCUCUUCUCGGCGUAAGCGCCGUAGCACCGUCAAUCGAAAGAAAGUGUCUGCUGCCAGGGAGAAACGCUUCACCUUUGUCCUUGCCGUGGUCAUGGGAGUCUUCGUUGUGUGCUGGUUUCCCUUCUUCUUCUCCUACAGCCUGUACGGUAUCUGCAGAGAGCCUUGCCAAAUCCCCGAGACCUUGUUUAAGUUCUUUUUCUGGAUUGGUUACUGUAACAGCUCCUUAAACCCCGUCAUCUACACCAUUUUCAACCAGGACUUUCGCAGAGCCUUCCAGAAGAUUCUCUGUAAGUCCUGGAAAAGCUCCUUUUGAAAGCAAAAAAACCUUUAAGACUGUUUUGAGCCUCAUGACUAAGAGCUGGACUCAAGUUCUUGCUUGCUUUUACAUUCAGGGAUUGCAGUGUGGAAUCACAGCCGUGAACGUUUGAAUAGAACGUUAAAUAGAGGUUCAUGCAGUGGGUUUUCAUGAAAAGCCAUUCAUUCACUUCAGUGUCCUUCAUCUAAUCAAACAAACUGACUGCACAGGUAAUUGUGCUGCAUAACAACGCUGUGGCUGCACUCGAGGCACUGUACAGGAGGCCAAAGGUCACCACAAACUUGUCAUUAGCGAUGUCGCCUCAUCUACUCAGUAUUCUGGUGGCCUUGACAAUCUCCACAACAUAGUUGUUUGGGAGGUGAGAUGGUGGACGUGCUCUCCGUUUUUUUCUGUCUUUCUACUUCUUUCCCUCCAACAUUCUUUGUGAAGUCACUCUGUGUAAAUGUGGACCAAUGGGAUAAAGGGGCUCCUUGCUGUUUGGUAGCAAAACUGUUUCUAUUAAGGAAAACCACACACUUGUGUUCAACCUUCAUGUUGCUGUUGUUGACGUGUGAUGUUCCCAGAAUAUGAACUGGGAGAAGAAAAAAACAAACCCAUUUAGAUUCAAUUAGAUUUUCUCUUUUUUGUCUUUAUCCGUCGACCUGUAGAGUGUAACGGCGUCUUAGACCAUUUCCUCUCUCAGGCCUGUUUCCAUCCUUCUUCUGCUCCCUCUAGAUGGAAAAGAGAACUACUGCUGAGACAGACGGUCACCCACUGCAGUGUGUGAAGUGUGUGUGCGUGUGUGUAAGAUUGUACAGAAAGACCUGUAAGCCCUGUGCUGAACACAGUUAUCACAUCUUACCCUGAAAUGCCACUGACGAUUUUGGUGUGUACUGUAUGUGUGUACUACUUCUGUUAACCUCUUUAAGACCACAUCGGUUUGUGAUGACCAGUUGAACUAAAAGAAACCCGAUCCUGGUCCCAGUGAACCAAAACAACCACAGGAUGAAGAAGCUGAACGUGAAGAGAAGUCAAAGCAGAGACCUGACAAGUAUAUAUACGUGUGAAGCUGGGUGUGGGUGUGUAUGUGGUCUAGCGAUACUUGUGUGGGCAUUUUUUUUAGGUCCCCACUAAGCUCAAGGGUAUUUCAAGAUUGAAGAUGAGGUCAGUAGAAUUAAGAGCAGGUUAGAGUUUGGGUAAUGGUUAAGGUUAGGGUGGGGGUUUAGAAACGCAUUAUGUCUUUGUGAAGUCCUGAUCAUUCAUGAAAACCAGACGGUGUGUGUGUGUUUGUUCUCAAAUGGCCUGCUUGUCUCAGCUCAAAUGUCCUUCUUUUUUAUUCUUUUUUUUUUACUACACUAAUCUUUUUUUUCCCUUUCACGCUCAGCCACAGUGAACAACCAACCCCCCCGCCCUGCUGCCAUUUUAAUGUCUACUGCUCUCUCUCUCUAUCUCUCUCUCUCACACACACACACACAUAUAUAUAUAUACACACACGUGGAAGCAUGUGCAUAUUGUGUUUUUUAUCCACAAGGACAUAAAACGACUUAUACUGUGGAUUAUUUCAUCUGUACAUUUCUACCCAGAGGGGCUGAAGUCGGUUUCUUUAGUGUAAAUAUGGCUGACGUACUGAGUCCAGUGCUAUUGUGUGGCAGCUCAUAACCACACCUGUAUCUAUAUGGUCUGUAAUAUUUGUAAUGAACAACACCCUGAAGAACUCUGUGUUUUUUCUUAAAGAACACGUGUUUUUCUCCCUGGCGUUACAGAGCACACAUUGGAAAAGAUCAAAUAAAGACUUCACUGCUGUGACAUUGAUUUUGUUUGUUUUUUUAAGGAUAUGUCAUUACUUUCUCUCCAUCAGUCCAAAAAAUCUCUGUGUUAAACGUGAGGUUUCAUUGGACACCUGUCUCUGUCUCUGUACAACAAAUAAAUCAGAUGAGCUUCCUGAUACAACCCCCGCCACAACAACCUGUUGUCCCUGGGUGUCAGAAGUCAGCGACGAGUUAUUGCUGAGGUCUGACCUCCAGUUCCACAGACUUCUCCAGUUGUAACUUAAAGACACGUUCCUGUGGUAAAACAGGGCAGGUAACCAUUCUCUGACCCACUGACAGGAUGUAUUAGGGUCAAAGGGCAAAGAGUAUUAUGUUGAAUGAAAAAAUAUUCAAUGACUGUGCAAAGUAGUUCAUUUCUAUGAAAAAGACAGAGCCCUGCCAUUCCUGAGAUUCAAACAAACAACCCUUGGAUCACACGCUCUAACCACCAGGUUACAGGUGACAGGAACACAAAAGACACUUUUUAAAGAGUAAUUGAUUAGAACCUGCAUCUGAAGGCUGUGUUAUUAUAAACUUUGUGCCUCCGACAUGAGCCGAAGUGCUUUAUAAUGAUUCUGACUCCAACACUGCCUGUGGAGACCUUGGCUUGUGUCAGUGAAGAUGAAGCUACUGUAUUAUCUGAGUUAAAGUAUUAUCCUCCAUUCAGAGGCAGCACUGACUCUCCACCUAGUCUACUGUUUUUCUGAUUUAAACUAUUUCUCUUUCCUGAACAGUAUUGUAUGGUGUAGCUUCUCACAAAUAUAUAAAAUGAUUUAUACUAAUUCCCUCAAACUGGAUCUGGCUUACAAAAGUAAACUAACAUGAUUAAAAACAUGUCUUAUUAUUACAAACAUAUAAUUUGAACUGUGGUGGGUGUGUCCAGUCUGUGGAGACACGGUGGAGCAGCUCUCCAGUCAGUCCAUAAGCAGAGGUCAGCGGUGUCAGUUAUUAGCCCAACGGUGUGUGUGCCCAUUCAUGGCGGCACAUUUACUCAGUCUGGUUAAUGGAAAAGUAGCUCAUCGGAGACCUGGACGUUCAGUCAAAGGUCAGCGGUGGACGAGGGUUUACCAGGAAGGCUGGUCACUCUCUGUUGACCUCCUACAAAGUGGACA
Molecule: messenger RNA, 5006 nt
Organism: Cynoglossus semilaevis (tongue sole)
Lineage: Eukaryota; Metazoa; Chordata; Actinopteri; Pleuronectiformes; Cynoglossidae
Gene: adra2c
Product: adrenoceptor alpha 2C
Exons: 1
Coding region: 758-2104 (448 amino acids)
Biological process (GO): platelet activation; regulation of vasoconstriction; G protein-coupled receptor signaling pathway
Cellular component (GO): plasma membrane
Molecular function (GO): epinephrine binding; alpha2-adrenergic receptor activity
Source: RefSeq, a predicted model, not a curated record